AUGUCGUUGCCGCAGAGGCCAGGCAAGGCCUCGCCUCGGCGUGAAGAAGUUCGAGCCUUCCGAGAACCCUCACGGCGCCAUCGCAGAGAUACCGACACGGGAGGCUACAGCGACAGCCCGUCCUCACCUACCACUCACCGCCACCGUCGCCGACGUUCACAUAGCCACCGACAAGCGCCCGAGACAGACGAAGAUCGCAUGGAACGAGGCGGAGAUGGGAGGCGUAAGAAAGGCCUAGUGAAACCGGAGCGUCAUCGAAUCGAACCAGACCACCCCAAUUACCACUAUCGCCAACGUUCGCAUCAUAUGAACACACACCCCUCCGCGACAGGCCAUGACCCAUUACUCGAUCGCGAUGGUGAUGUGGAGACAAACAGCUCCAAGAGCGCGGAUAUGAAGUCAAAGGAAGUUUAUGGACAGCGGGGAAAUGUAAAUAAGCAUAUGGAACGAGCGCCAAGUCGACAUCGUUCGAAAGGUUCGAAAAAGAAGAGGAGAUCUUCCCGUCGCAUUUCGAAAACGAUGACCAUCGAGGAGAAGAAACGACAGAAGGCGAUGGAGGUGCGGCCGCCAGAUCUAUGGACUACAUAUUGUGCUUUGGUGAGCUGUCUGGUGCCAGAUAUUGUGCUCAAGUGCUUUGGUAUGCCGCAGAAGGAACAGCGGACGGCGUGGCGCGAGAAAAUCGGCCUGAUCAGUCUUAUUCUGAUGGUUGCGGCGUUUGUUGGUUUCUUGACUUUCGGUUUCACGGCUACCGUCUGUGGGAAUCCGCCCACGCGAUUAAAGAUCAAUGAGGUUGGAAGUGGUUACAUGAUCUUUCAUGGUCAGGCAUAUAACCUAGAACAUUCGAAGCACCCGGGAGUUGAAGGUAUUCCAUCAGAUGACAAUGUCCUCUAUGAUUUACCUCACAAAUACGGCGGUCAGGAUGGGAGCUUUAUGUUUCAGGAAGUCAAUGGAGCUUGCAAGGGGCUCAUUACGGCUGUUGAUGGAGGUGGUGUCCCGACCGACUCUGAUGGGAACUUGGGAUGGUAUUUCCCUUGCAAUGCGUUCAAUCAGGAUGGCUCUACCGAUCCAAAUAUGACGGAGCCAUACUACGAAGGAUGGGCCUGCCACACCAGUUCGGCUGCACGGAAACCUUUCUGGAAGCUUAAUCCGUCGGGAGAUGUGUACUUCACAUGGGACGACACGAAGAACAAGAGCCGUAACUUGGCGGUUUACUCUGGUAGUGUCCUUGACCUUGAUCUUCUGCGUUGGUUCAACACGAGCCAGGUCUCAUAUCCUGCUAAGUUCGACCAGCUACGCGAGAACCCAGAUGUUCGCGGAGUGGACCUCACGUAUUACCUGCAAGGUGGAGAUGCAAAGAAGAUGGGACAGUGUCUCGCCCAAAUUAUUAAAGUGGGCAGCAUCGACACAGAAACUGUCGGAUGUAUUGCGUCCAAAGUGGUGCUCUACGUAUCUCUAAUUUUCAUCCUGUCCAUUGUUGUGGUCAAGUUUGCUUUUGCGGUGCUGUUCCAAUGGUUCCUGGCGAAGAAAUUUGCAGCAGAGAGAACCAGUAUGAGCUCCGAUACUAGGACACGAAACCAACAAAUCGAAGACUGGUCCAACGAUAUCUACCGACCUGCACCUCGAAUGAUGGAUCCGCCUAUCCCUGAUCGAGUCAGUAAACGCUCUAGCUUCCUACCGACCACAUCUCGCUUCUCAAGUCCAUAUGUUAUGGGUGGAUCUAGCGGUGGUGGUGGCAGUGGAAGCAAGCAGCGUGCAAACAAUGUGACAAUGGCCAGUCAAAACUCAACAUCCAGACUCAUGCCAGCCUCAACUACUACGGGUACCAUGUAUAAAAUGAGCCACAACAGCAGUGGUGGUACCCUGAGUGCCGAUAACUCUCGAAACCCAACCGCUAGUCGAACCAGUUUGAUCGCCCCCGGUGCCCAAGAAUCCCAUUAUCCAACAAUGGUACCUGAGAAUGAGGGUCCUGGUCCUGCUGGGUUUAUCCAUGAAGCUGUUGUUCCGCAACCCCCACCUGAAUGGCAACCCUUUGGGUUCCCCUUGGCCCAUGCUCUUUGCCUGGUCACUUGUUACUCAGAAGGUGAAGAGGGAAUUCGGACUACUCUGGACUCUAUCGCCAUGACCGAUUACCCCAACAGCCACAAGACAAUUCUCGUGAUUUGCGACGGUGUGAUCAAGGGUAAAGGAGAAGAGUUCUCGACGCCAGAAAUCGUGGUCGGCAUGAUGAAGGACCAUGUAAUUCCUCCAGAUGAGGUGCAGCCUUUCUCAUAUGUCGCUGUAGCUACAGGUUCAAAGAGACAUAAUAUGUCUAAGGUCUACACUGGAUUCUAUGACUACGGUGAAACCUCAAUUAUUCCCCCGGAGAAGCAGCAGCGUGUCCCAAUGAUGGUUAUUGUGAAAUGCGGUACCCCUGCUGAGUCUACUCAAUCCAAACCUGGUAACCGUGGCAAGCGAGACAGUCAGAUUAUUCUCAUGUCUUUCCUGCAGAAAGUCAUGUUUGAUGAAAGAAUGACAGAGCUUGAAUUUGAGAUUUUCAACGGCAUGUGGAAUGUCACUGGACUUCCUCCAGAUUUCUACGAAGUGGUUUUGAUGGUAGAUGCCGAUACCAAAGUAUUCCCCGACAGCUUGACGCACAUGAUAUCCGCUAUGGUCAAGGAUCCUGAGAUCAUGGGUCUCUGCGGUGAGACAAAGAUUGCCAACAAGACCGACAGCUGGGUCACCAUGAUUCAAGUCUUCGAAUACUUCAUCUCUCACCAUCAAGCUAAAUCUUUCGAGUCUGUAUUCGGUGGUGUCACAUGUCUACCAGGAUGUUUCUCCAUGUAUCGAAUCAAGGCCCCCAAGGGCGGCCAGAACUACUGGGUUCCUAUCCUCGCUAACCCCGAUGUCGUGGAGCACUACUCCGAAAACGUGGUUGAUACCUUACACAAGAAGAAUCUUCUCCUCCUCGGUGAAGACCGAUACCUAACGACUCUAAUGCUGAAGACCUUCCCGAAGCGCAAACAAAUCUUCGUCCCACAAGCCGUCUGUAAAACAGUUGUCCCGGAUAAAUUCAUGGUUUUACUCUCCCAACGUCGUCGCUGGAUCAACAGUACAGUACACAAUCUGUUUGAGCUAGUUCUCGUCCGCGACCUCUGCGGUACAUUCUGCUUCAGCAUGCAAUUCGUCAUUUUUAUCGAGCUGGUAGGAACCCUCGUCUUGCCAGCCGCUAUUUCAUUCACCAUCUACGUCGUCAUUUCAUCAAUUGUCAGAAGGCCAGUCCAGGUUAUUCCCUUGGUACUUCUUGCUUUGAUCCUCGGUCUACCCGGUGUCUUGAUUGUCGUGACCGCGCACCGCCUCGUCUACGUUCUCUGGAUGCUUAUCUAUCUCGUUUCUCUACCAAUCUGGAACUUUGUCCUUCCCACCUACGCGUUCUGGAAAUUCGACGAUUUCAGCUGGGGUGACACUCGGAAGACAGCCGGAGAGAAGGAUAAGGGCCACGGCGCUGAGGAGGGUGAAUUCGACAGUACGAAGAUCACAAUGAAGCGAUGGCGAGAUUUCGAAAAAGAACGACGUCUACGAAACAGUACUUGGCCACAACAAGAAAGGCCAACGAACGGAUACCCAUAUGAGACAUACUCGGAUUAUUGA
Molecule: messenger RNA, 3627 nt
Organism: Penicillium angulare
Lineage: Eukaryota; Fungi; Ascomycota; Eurotiomycetes; Eurotiales; Aspergillaceae
Gene: chsF
Product: chitin synthase CHS3
Exons: 3
Coding region: 1-3627 (1208 amino acids)
Cellular component (GO): cell periphery; cell septum
Molecular function (GO): chitin synthase activity
Source: RefSeq, a predicted model, not a curated record